GAAUACUGCUUUGGGGCACGCCAGGUGGAGUAUAAAAAGCCUCAUCCAGCCCCAAUAGACACACAAGUUCUUGAGCUUCUCCGGCAACAACAAGUUCACCAAACCUUCAAAACAAACAAUGGCUUCUAAACUGAUUUUGGUCACUCUUUGCUUGGCUGCCGUCAUUGCUGCCGCUUCGGCUCGUCCCCGAUUCUUGGCCAUCCCAAUUGAAGACAUCCAGUUCGUCAACGGACCGUCUUCUUUCAACCCCGCUCACCAUCGUGUCGCCCGCCAGGCCAAUACUGAUCAUCGCGAACCCGAGCAUGCCGCAUCAUCCAGCUACCCCAGCGGAGGCAGUGACGCUGUUGACUACGGAGCGUACACUGGCGGAUACGGAGCUUUCGGCUGGUACUCUGACCACCCCGUCGGCAACUAUGGUGCCAGCUAUUAAACGAUGAAGACGAUAGCAGAGACCUGAUUCUCCACCGAACCAUGACGAAAAACCGCCGUCCGACAACCAGCUCAUUCGUUAUUUAACAAAGCCAGUUGUUCGAAGACUUAUGUACUUGAUAUUUUUCAAGCGUUGUGACAUUUGACUGCUGCGCAGUUCUUUGUCUAACCAUUUUUCAUAGUGUUAUGUAUUUGCCUGCCUGCAAUCACCAUCUACUAGCGGAAAAAUACAACCCAUUUCCUUGCACAAACAA
Molecule: messenger RNA, 683 nt
Organism: Daphnia carinata
Lineage: Eukaryota; Metazoa; Arthropoda; Branchiopoda; Diplostraca; Daphniidae
Exons: 3
Coding region: 119-430 (103 amino acids)
Source: RefSeq, a predicted model, not a curated record